ACAUUUAUUUAUUAUUUGUUUUAAACCAUUGGCACUUUUUGAACAAUGAUAUUAUGAAAGGACUCGCACAUUGAAAGAAGUUUUAUUCUUUGUAUUAUCAUUGAUCAAUGUAAUUUUAUUAGUCGCGUAUCUCGAUUUAUUAACCUAUAUUUUUUUCCAUCAAGAAGAAAUUAUUUUAAAAAAAUAAACUGCACUUUUUCAAGAUUCGGUAGGAACAUAAGCAUCCGGAUAUACGUUAGUGGGCCGGUUCUAAGGACAGUGUUUAAAUAGUGGAUACAGGCCUAAAAAUUAUAUCUCUUAGGUUAGAUUUUUGGUUUGUUCGCGUUUGAAGUGUUUUCAAGGGAGAAAGAAAGAAGUGUUUUAUAACAACAAUAACAACAACAACAUCAUCAACAACAACAAAAUCAAUUAAUUUCGUUAGAUAGUGGUUGAGGCCGGUACAAAACUUGUACACGGCCUGGAUAGAUAUUAAAAAAGCAGGAGUCUUUCACAUAUGUGCGUCAAGCUAGGGCAAGAGUACGACAGAAGAACCGCGUGUGUCCAAACUGGAAACGACGUGUAUAAUGCGAGACGAGAUUUCUGCGGCGGUUCUCUUUUUAGCCCGGCUCAUCGGGAAAAGCGAAAACUUCGACAAUGACCAAUUAGAGAAAUUCAAAGAUCGCCUUUCUGAGUUGCUCACGGAACGAUUCGAAAACCACUGGUUCCCUGAGAGGCCGGACAAGGGACAAGGAUACCGGUGUAUCAGGGUGAAUGGGGUUAGCGGAAGAGAUCCGACCCUCGAGAAAGCCGCCCUUGCUUGUGGAAUUAAAUAUGAAGAUAUGAACCUUCCUUUUGAGCUUACCAUCUGGGUCGAUCCAAACGAAGUAUGCUGCAGGUUUGGAGAAACAAAAGGAUCAUUCUGCACUCUAGCCUCUUUUAGUGACAAGGAAAGUUGUGGAAGCACAAGCGGCAGCGAGGAGUCGUUGAGCGAAGAGUCACCAGCCAAAACAAUGUCUAUCAAUUCAACACCCAAUAAAUAUUCUUCACCUCAGAAUUCACCACCUAAUAGUUCAAAUCGAAGAAAGUCUGCUGGUGGAACAAAUGGUGUCGGAGGGCAGAGAAAUCGAGGGAACACCACAAGGCGCUCUCUCGGUUCUUCAUACCCUCAACAAAUUCAACAACAGCAACACCAACAGAAACAGUUGGCUCCCCACUCGUCCUGGUACAACCUGAUCUCGCCCCCCUGGCUACCUCCUUCACCGCCACCGUAUCAUCCUCACCAUCAGCACCCAGCAUCAACAAUGCUCCGGUCGUCCAAAUGGCCACCUCAUGCGAGGUAUCACACGCACAAGUCAACUGUCAAAGUAUAAACGGAUGAAAAAUUCAAUUGUUCCUCAUACUUCACUAUAAAAUCCUAAAUAAACGUGAGAUUCUCCUUCUUGAUCAGGAAUAUACAAUUUGUAAAUAGAGUUUUAAAGAAAUUUCAAAUUUAACAAAGGUAAACUAUUUUGUUUGUGAAAAUUUCAAAAAGAGUCAAUUUUGUAAUAUAUACAUAUACACGAGAUAUAUUAAUGAAUUAAUAUUUAAUACAAUGUAGUGGUGUAAAUAUUUUCAGAAAAUAAGCCAGGAUUCGAGGUAAUCGAAGGUGGCAAGGCAAUAUGUCACAAUUUUUUAAAUUAAAAUACCUUUUUUUUAAGUACUGAGUAUAAUAAAGAAAAACAAAUUAAGAAAAUUCCCCGCAAGUUAAUAAUAAAUGUGUAGGCUAACGAUUUUACAGGCAUUUAUACUUUUUUUUAGUUACAUGUCUGCAAAAUUGAAAUGUAGUUUUAAUGUGAUAGUACAAUAUAGUAAACAUCAGAAUGUAAUAUUAACGAUAGUGGAAAUGAUGGCCUAGAGGCAGACAACUUUUUUUUUGUGUGUUGUAAAUAUGGUUAAUAGGGUAUGUUGUUGACUACUGUUUUAAAUUUAUGAAUUAUUGAAUUAAGAAAUCAUCACUAAAUAAUGAUGCCUAAUAAUAAUUAGCAUAUCGUUAUUAUUAUAUUCGGGUGUAAUUUUUUUCUUUUCUUUUUCUUUUUUAUGAUUGUUAUUGUUAACUUCUGAUCUCUAGAGUUCCUUCCCCAAAAAUUAAAAGAGUACAGUAAAAAAUGGAAAAAAAUCAUUUAAUUAAAACAAAAGUUGUAUUUUUCAGUGUGAGUGAUUUGUAUGUUUUCAUUUUAUAUAUUUUAUAUAAAAAAUAAAUAAAUAAAAAUUGUGAGUCAAUAAAGAGAGAAAAAAAAGUUAAAAGAACUGUUAACUCUUAGAAGUGCUGUGAUUUAUCAAAUUUUCUUUUUUUCAACUCUUUUUGCCCUACAAAAAGGAAAAGUUA
Molecule: messenger RNA, 2344 nt
Organism: Cimex lectularius (bed bug)
Lineage: Eukaryota; Metazoa; Arthropoda; Insecta; Hemiptera; Cimicidae
Product: protein BTG3-like
Exons: 5
Coding region: 564-1349 (261 amino acids)
Biological process (GO): negative regulation of cell population proliferation; negative regulation of mitotic cell cycle
Cellular component (GO): cytoplasm; nucleus
Source: RefSeq, a predicted model, not a curated record